Molecule: messenger RNA, 678 nt
Organism: Fonsecaea multimorphosa CBS 102226
Lineage: Eukaryota; Fungi; Ascomycota; Eurotiomycetes; Chaetothyriales; Herpotrichiellaceae
Exons: 2
Coding region: 1-678 (225 amino acids)
Molecular function (GO): oxidoreductase activity
Source: RefSeq, a predicted model, not a curated record
AUGUUCAACAGUGUCGCGAUCAUCUACACCUCCCCGUCCUCCUCCUCCAAAGCCGCCAGCCUGGUCUCAACAAUCACCUCCCUCCCCAACACCUCCUCCGCCAUCUCCAUCCAAGCCGACCUCUCGACCCCAUCCGCGCCAGCCUCCAUCGUCUCCCAAACCCUCUCGCACUUCGGGCCCGAGAUCCACAUCCUGGUCAACAACGCCGCCGUCCAAAUCACGCGACCCCUAACCGAGAUCACGCUCGCGGAUUACGAGAGCGUCUACGACGUCAACGUGCGCGGAGUGAUACUGAUGACCCAGGCGGUAUUGCCGCACAUGCCCUCCCGAGGACGCGUGGUUAACAUCUCGAGUGUGGGCGCCAGGGCCGGGUUCGGUGCCUUGUCGCUGUACACGUCGAGCAAGGCCGCCAUGGAAGGGCUGACGAGAUCGUGGGCCGCCGAGUUGGGCGGGAAUGGCACCACGGUUAAUGCCGUCGCGCCGGGGCCCGUGCAGAGUGAGAUGUUGGACAGUAUUCCGAGGGAGAUUGUGAGGAUGCAGAUGGACAAUACGCCGGUGGAAAAGAGAGUAGGGACCCCGAGCGAGGUGAGCAGUGUGGUGAGCUGGCUUGCUGGGCCCGAGAGCGGUUGGGUCACGGGCCAGGUGCUGAAUGUUAGUGGGGGCUGGACCAUGUAUUGA